This is a messenger RNA of Gorilla gorilla gorilla (western lowland gorilla), 3103 nucleotides long. It is a transcript of the gene CUL3, whose product is annotated as cullin 3. The record is from RefSeq and is a predicted model, not a curated record. The transcript has 16 exons. Gene Ontology annotation, cellular component: cullin-RING ubiquitin ligase complex. The coding region runs from base 457 to 2763 and encodes 768 amino acids. Gene Ontology annotation, molecular function: ubiquitin protein ligase binding. NCBI's taxonomy places the organism in Eukaryota, Metazoa, Chordata, Mammalia, Primates, Hominidae. Gene Ontology annotation, biological process: ubiquitin-dependent protein catabolic process.
CCUCCCCCGGCAUCUCUCACUCUCCGGCUCUCCUCCCUCCCUCCUCCCCCCUCCACCCUCUGGGCCGGAUCUCGUCUCGCUCAGGCGGAGGAGGAGAAGGAGGAGGAGGAGGACGACGUUCGGCCUGCGCAGUGAGAUGUUUGUCCGCCGCCGCCGCCGCCGCCAUCGCGGAGGAGCGCGAUAAAGGGAGCCGAGCCGGACGUGAGGGGGACCCCGCGGAGCCGCCGCGCCAGCGCAGCCCCCCAGCCGCAUCGGAGUCGCCGGAGUCCAAGCCGCCACCGCCGCCGCCCCCGCCGCCGCCGCGGCUGCCCAGGGGCCGGCCAGCUCCCCAGCCCUGCCCGGGGGCCGCGCCGCCGCCGCCCCCAGCGUCGACCCUAGCCUGCCUGCCCGCCUUAAAUGUGACACCGGCGUCGCGGAGCGCGACCUGAAGCCGCCGCCGGGGAGGGGACGAGCACCAUGUCGAAUCUGAGCAAAGGCACGGGCAGCCGGAAGGACACCAAGAUGCGGAUCCGGGCCUUUCCGAUGACCAUGGAUGAAAAAUAUGUGAACAGCAUUUGGGACCUUCUGAAAAAUGCAAUUCAAGAAAUCCAGCGUAAGAAUAACAGUGGUCUUAGUUUUGAGGAGCUCUAUAGAAAUGCAUAUACAAUGGUUUUGCAUAAACAUGGAGAAAAGCUCUACACUGGACUAAGAGAAGUUGUUACCGAACAUCUCAUAAAUAAGGUGCGAGAAGAUGUACUAAAUUCAUUGAAUAACAACUUUCUUCAAACGCUAAAUCAAGCUUGGAAUGAUCAUCAAACAGCUAUGGUGAUGAUUAGAGACAUACUAAUGUACAUGGACCGUGUGUAUGUACAACAAAAUAAUGUGGAGAAUGUCUACAAUUUGGGAUUAAUUAUUUUUCGAGAUCAAGUUGUACGUUAUGGGUGUAUUAGGGAUCAUCUACGGCAAACUCUAUUGGAUAUGAUUGCAAGAGAGCGGAAAGGAGAAGUCGUAGACAGAGGCGCAAUAAGAAAUGCUUGCCAGAUGUUAAUGAUUUUAGGUCUCGAAGGAAGAUCAGUCUAUGAAGAAGAUUUUGAGGCUCCUUUUUUGGAAAUGUCUGCAGAAUUUUUUCAGAUGGAAAGCCAGAAAUUUUUAGCAGAAAAUAGUGCUUCAGUAUAUAUAAAGAAAGUAGAAGCUAGAAUUAAUGAAGAAAUAGAACGAGUGAUGCACUGCCUUGACAAAUCAACGGAAGAACCAAUUGUAAAGGUGGUUGAAAGGGAACUCAUUUCCAAGCACAUGAAGACUAUAGUAGAAAUGGAGAAUUCUGGGCUAGUACAUAUGUUGAAAAAUGGAAAGACAGAAGACCUUGGUUGCAUGUACAAGUUAUUUAGUCGUGUGCCAAAUGGUUUGAAAACAAUGUGUGAGUGUAUGAGUUCCUAUUUGAGGGAGCAAGGUAAAGCUCUUGUUUCUGAAGAAGGAGAAGGAAAGAAUCCUGUUGACUAUAUCCAGGGCUUAUUGGAUCUGAAGAGUAGGUUCGAUCGCUUCCUCCUGGAAUCAUUCAACAAUGACCGUCUCUUUAAACAAACUAUUGCGGGUGACUUUGAGUAUUUUCUCAACCUCAACUCCAGGUCUCCUGAAUACCUCUCAUUAUUUAUUGAUGAUAAGCUGAAAAAGGGAGUCAAAGGGCUAACAGAACAAGAAGUAGAAACAAUAUUGGAUAAAGCAAUGGUCCUUUUUAGGUUUAUGCAAGAAAAAGAUGUAUUUGAACGUUAUUAUAAACAACACUUGGCAAGGAGACUUCUCACAAAUAAAAGUGUUUCUGAUGACUCUGAAAAAAACAUGAUAUCUAAGUUAAAGACUGAAUGUGGAUGUCAGUUCACGUCAAAACUGGAAGGAAUGUUUAGGGAUAUGAGCAUCUCAAACACAACGAUGGAUGAAUUCAGGCAACAUCUACAGGCAACUGGUGUAUCUUUAGGUGGUGUUGAUCUUACAGUCCGGGUGCUCACGACGGGAUAUUGGCCCACUCAGUCAGCCACACCAAAGUGCAACAUCCCACCAGCACCAAGACAUGCUUUUGAGAUAUUCAGAAGGUUCUACUUAGCCAAACACAGUGGUCGACAGCUCACACUCCAGCAUCAUAUGGGUUCUGCAGAUCUCAAUGCCACAUUUUAUGGACCAGUUAAAAAGGAAGAUGGAUCUGAAGUUGGUGUUGGAGGUGCACAAGUAACUGGCUCUAAUACACGGAAGCACAUAUUGCAAGUUUCCACUUUCCAGAUGACCAUAUUAAUGCUCUUUAAUAAUAGAGAAAAAUACACGUUUGAGGAAAUUCAGCAAGAGACAGAUAUCCCUGAAAGAGAGCUUGUUAGAGCCCUACAGUCCCUCGCCUGUGGUAAACCAACACAGCGGGUUCUUACAAAAGAACCCAAAUCAAAGGAAAUAGAAAAUGGUCAUAUAUUUACAGUUAAUGAUCAAUUCACAUCCAAACUACACAGAGUCAAGAUUCAAACAGUUGCUGCCAAACAAGGUGAAUCCGACCCAGAGAGGAAAGAAACAAGGCAGAAAGUAGACGACGACAGAAAACAUGAGAUAGAAGCUGCUAUAGUGCGGAUAAUGAAAUCUAGAAAGAAGAUGCAGCACAAUGUUCUAGUAGCGGAGGUAACUCAGCAGUUGAAGGCGCGAUUCUUACCAAGUCCAGUUGUUAUUAAGAAACGUAUUGAAGGACUUAUUGAGAGAGAAUAUUUGGCACGAACACCUGAGGAUCGCAAAGUAUACACAUAUGUAGCAUAAAAUGCGUUCAGAAAUUUGAUUUAUUCUUGGACUGUACUCUUCGCAUGGACUGGGAAGUUCUUUUAAAUCAUUAAAUAUUAAGACGACCAUCUCUUCUAUUAAAUUACAGUACAUGUUCUAGACCAUUGAGAUCAAGCCUUUACUCCCUUUGAGAGUUUUCAACAUCAGUUGAUUGAGCUUCAGGCUUUACAACGUUUAUCCCUGUAGAGAUCAUCUUUACAGUUCCUCGGGAAAAUGUGAAUGUGCUGCGUUUUGUUUUCUUUACUGUAUGAAAACAGGAAAAUAAAAGAGAAAUUUAGAAAAUACAGCUCAUUACAAUAAAAUUGUUGGAUUUCAUUUC